UGCUAUGAACAUGUGAUCAUUGAAAUUUUCGGGAAAUUUUUUUUAGUAAAUCCCUGAAUUGUAAAAAAUCAAUUGUUUUCAAUUCUCUAGUGAUUUAUCGCUGCGAAAAUCAUUCUGAAUUCGGUGCACCGAAUGCAUUUUGGUUAUCAGUGAUAACCAACGCGCUAAUCAUUCGGCGAAACAGUUGUGGUUUGACCUCGACAUUUCGCGAUAUCGCGUGAGUUAAAAAAAAAACUCACAGUAAUGGUACUGCAUUCAUACGAAUAACACCGCAAUAUUAUUUCCAUUGAGUCCCCGGGAUUCUAAAGAUAAUACACCAUAUUCGUGAUUUCGAACUGUUAAUAGUUUAACGUGGAAAAUUCGAGAGAUCAAUUCGACUGGAGAACAUGGAGAAAAAAAAAUAAAUUCAGCCAAGUAAAUGGACUUGCGACAAGUGCAAAUUAUUAUAUUUGAAGUGUUGAUUAUCUUAUUGUUAAUUAAAGAUGUUCAUUAUUCCUUUAGUCUAAAUUCCUGCGUUUUUUCUACAGUAUGUGAUUGUUUUUAUUGAAAAAAAAAAAAAACAGAAAAUUGUUUGCAACACAAAAAUUUCAUGAGUGAUUAAAAAAUGAUAAAAUGAAAAAGUGCAUAAUUUUUACGUCAAUUCCACCGUAAGUUUACUGGAAAAAUGAAAAGAUCGUUGACUGUGGGGGAAAGGGCGCAUAAAGUCCUUAAAAUAAUUUUUUGCUGAGGCGCGAGCGCCGGCGCAGCUGAAAAUCUAUUUAUAAUAUUCAGAGGACCAUCGACGUUGGAAUAUCAGUGAAUACCAUCAGAAGACAUCUAGAUUUCUUUCUGACACAUUUACAUCGCAAUACUCCAAAUUACUCGUCUGUACCUGCACACGUGUUUUGGUGCAACGAAAAGAAACAUCUGUUCCCGAUCAAUAAACAUGUGACUCACUUUGUAUUUUCCUCGUCCUUCAGUUGCCAAGACAGUUAACAGGACGCGCCUCGAUAAUUGAGGAUGAAAUAACCUGGAGGAUUAUUUGUGGAAGAAUGAAGACAGCAACUGCCAGGGGAAUAAUCGGGUGCAUUGGGAAAUGCACGUCAGGUCUGACUCUUGAUGAGCUUGACAUCCUGACAGACACUGUUCACAGCACUUUGGGUCGUCACCAGGGGAGGAAAAUUUUCCGAGAGUUCCUGCGAAAGGGAAAACGCCAGGACGACCUCAAAUGUUUAGAUUUUCACGAGCAAUGCUGCAAAUAUAUCGAAAACGAGCGAGAUUACGUAUUGUCCACGGCAACCCCGAAUCUGAAAAUGCUGACCAACGACGUGAGUGAAGCAUUCGACACUGCUAUCGAAUUGGAAAGAGUACCCGAAAUAGACAUGGCCAUUUUAGACAAAUUCAACGAGGCCCUCAACACCCCCUGCAGAGAAUCCAUGCUGCAGGUCCUCGAGGAGACUAAACUAAGGCUCGAGGAUCAUUUGAGCUCUUCUCACAAGGACUUCAAGAUUUACAUGCGAGAGCCAUGUCCUAACACCAGAUGAUCCGACUCGAAAAUUAAAUUAUUACUAAAUAUUCAUAAUUUCACUGCACUGAGAGAUAAAAUCUACUUUUUAUAAAAACAAUUUAUCGGAUAGAAUAAAAUAUUCUCUUGUGAGUUU
Messenger RNA from Fopius arisanus, 1640 nucleotides. RefSeq lists its product as uncharacterized. NCBI's taxonomy places the organism in Eukaryota, Metazoa, Arthropoda, Insecta, Hymenoptera, Braconidae. The transcript is spliced from 3 exons. The coding region runs from base 1032 to 1523 and encodes 163 amino acids. The record is from RefSeq and is a predicted model, not a curated record.